Molecule: messenger RNA, 795 nt
Organism: Melospiza melodia melodia
Lineage: Eukaryota; Metazoa; Chordata; Aves; Passeriformes; Passerellidae
Exons: 1
Coding region: 1-795 (264 amino acids)
Source: RefSeq, a predicted model, not a curated record
AUGCAAAUGCGGAGAAAUUGGCAGGCAGGGAGUGCUGGGGGCAAAGCCAAGAAAUCAUAUCCGCCCAGGGCUGCGUGCUGGGGGCCAAGUGACAAACUGUCCCGGAGGGUCAGGCAGCCCCAGCCGCUCCGCACUGCUCCAGGAGACUGGCAGUCCCUUGGCAGCACUCUGCAUCCCGCAUCCCGCAUCCCGCACCCUGCACCCCGCAUCCCACACCCGGCACCCCGCAUCCCUCAUCCCGCAUCCCACACCCCUCACCCCUCACCCCUGCAUCCCGCACCCCGAUCCCGCACCCCGCACCCCUCAUCCCGCACCCCGCGUCCCUCAUCCCGCAUCCCACACCCCGCACCCCUGCAUCCCGCACCCCUCAUCCCGCACCCCGCAUCCUGCACCCCGCACCCCGAUCCCGCACCCCGCAUCCCGCACCCCUCAUCCCGCACCCCGCAUCCCGCACCCCGCACCCUGCACUCUGCACCCCGCAUCCCGCACCCCGCAUCCCGCACCCCUCAUCCCGCACCCCGCACCCUGCACUCUGCACCCCGCAUCCCGCACCCCGCACCCUGCACUCCGCACCCCGCACCCCGCUCCUCGGGCCGGGCCGCGCACGGGCAGCGCCGAGGGCCGGGGAUGGAGCGGGACUCAAAGGUCACCCCGGAGCUUCCUGCGCACGUCGCAGAAACACGGCUGGCAAAGGGGGCACACACGGCAGCAGACCUUGAACCCUUGUGCAAAUUUACCCGGGGAUAUGGAAAAACAAACACGGAGGAGCCUGGAGAGAGCGGUGGUGGCGGCUAA